This is a messenger RNA of Xyrichtys novacula (pearly razorfish), 40933 nucleotides long. The record is from the annotation of a GenBank genome assembly. NCBI's taxonomy places the organism in Eukaryota, Metazoa, Chordata, Actinopteri, Labriformes, Labridae.
AUGAGUGGGGCUAUUUCACGUCGGCUGACUGUGGUAAAACAAACUAGACUAAAACAUCGCUAAAAAGGUGCACGAGGGAGUAAACCGCUCUAUUUAUACCAUUAACUCCUAUUGAAGUUCUUUUUUUAACGCUCAGUGCUAACUCUCCCCUUAAAAAACCCUCAAAAGUUAAAGUAGGUCACUUCUAACUCAUCCUGGACCUGCAGGCUUUUGUGAAAUUUCAUAUCUGAUGCAGGUGUUUUGCUUUACAUUGCCUCCUCAUAAAGUUUCAACACUUAAAAAUGUCUCUCUCUCUCAGCACCAUCCUGGCUCUUGCGUGUUUUUCCACGUUUUAACUUUUUAAGACUUAAUAUACACAAACAAUUACACAACAUACAAAGGUCGCCUUGUUCCGAGGAGUGGACCUCAAACUUUCACUUGACUGUAAUUGUGCUCAAUUAUCUUCAAGUGUUUUUGAUUAAAAGUGGUAGAUGGAGCAUACCGCCGGAGGAUGAUUCGUUUUUAUGCUCUUAAAACAACAGAAGAAGAAGAGGAAGAUGAUUAGAGUGAAUGACUUUGGAUCAUUUUUCUCUAAAUUAGAAAAUAAGAAGGGGAUAUCUCUCUGAGGGGUCAGUAUUGGCAGGGAUGCUGCGUCAGGUUAACAGAAAUAAUUCAUUAAAGUGAGAGCUCACCCCCGUGUCAGACUGAAGAUAAAAUCAGCUGCUUCUGUUGAAUGGGUUCAUCACUUUGCUUACUGACAUUUAGCUCAAUCUAAAGCUGAAUCUGCUGUUACAUAAGAGAACUUGUAGGCUAAACGCGCGUUGAACCCUGGGACUCUCUGUGGGCGCUAUUAGCAUGCAGUGUGCACCGGAGGCAUAAAUUUCAUUUGAAUUUCAAAUUUAAUAACGCAGGAGGUUUUUAAUCAUCCGCACUUUUAUUUGUUUGAUAUUAACAUGCUUAUUGACCGGCUCUGUUGACCAGCUUGGUCAUUACAGGACAGGGAAAAGUUAAUUAAAACGACCAAGGAUUAUUCAUCACAUCAUCUGCCUAACCCAUGUCGCUUCCUUUAUUACACGGCGUGAUAGAUGGACUCUCUGAUUAAUUCUUGUGUUUCUAGGAUUGGACAACAGCUUUUUGGAUUAAUUUACACUGCUUUACCUUCAGGCGUAAAAAAUGAAGGGGCAGGGAAAACUAAAAAGAGGCCAAAGAUAGUCAAAUGUAACUGUGUAAAACAAAAAUCAAAAGAAAAAGAAAAAGCCCGGCAACACACAUGUAUUCAAUUAUUAUUCUUACAGCUCGUGUCUUAUUCAGAGGCCAAUAAUACACAUAAUUUAGAGAGAAUUAUCUCUUUUUGACAUAUUUCAUGAAUUCAACACCAAUCUUUAUUUCUAAACAUUCUUAUUUAAACUUGUCCAUAAACUCAGGCGUGAAGUGUCAAUUUAAUUAAUUAUGGGUAAAGAUGGACAAAGGUAUGGCACGAAUUUAUAAAAGCAAGGACAGAUUUUAGAUAAUCAGGAAACACACAUACACACACACUUGCCUUAUUGACGUUGGAGAUAAGAAAGGAGCUUGUAUCGAUCUGUUUUCUGCUCAUUUGUUAUUUUUUAUACCCGCCAAUCCAACUAAUCAAACAAACUGUCGAAAUAUGAUAGCGUGCUGUGAAAAUCGCGUAAAAAGCGCGUUUAGAGACGAAUAAAACAUGUGACAAAGUAAUGAGGAGAAUAAAACCUACGUACCGUGCUGCUCCGCUCCACACUGCUUUCAUUGAUUGACCCUAGACGUUUGCUCUCUGCAGAAGGAAACACAGCAUCUCCCGCUGCCGGUGUGACUGUGCACCGUGCAGGAGAAAUCUUACACUGGAUAUUCAAUUAAGAAUUACUUGGGGAGUGUAAAAAAAAAAUCGGUUGAAAAGCUUCUUCUGCAUGCAACACCUAUAGGGAUUAAAAAACGUGCAGACGCUAUUUAAAAUUAGUUCUGCAAAAAUAAAAUAAAAAUAAAAAUAAUAAUUCAAUGUUUGUGCGUAAAAUCUGGUUUUCCCCUUAAUUUCCCCCUAAAGAUGAUGGCCGUUCAAUUAUUGUGCGUAAUAGGGAUUUUACGCAUUUGGAGAGCAGGGUUUGGACUGCAGCUUUGGGGGACAUGUUGGCCUCUGGUGACAAAUUACCAAGUGAUCAUCCCAGCAAGGCUGAUGUCAGAGGUCAGUGUGAUAACUCCCCGACAGGAAACAUCUUCCUGCUGAAGCCGUAAGAGAUAUUUAAUCCACGUGCGCUUCGAAAUCAAAUUGCCUAAUUUAUUCUAAGCGCAAAACCUCCCCAAAAACAGCCCUUUGUUGCCUGUUGCUUUCAGCACGUUAGAGGGUCGGUAAUAGUUCAUAUGGUGCGCACAGGUUGUUCUUUAACGCGCGGCUGUAACUGUAAGCCCGCAUUGAACAGAUGUCCCCAUUGAAGGCUUUCUUUCUCCUGCGCACAGGGGCUAUAUUACCAUCAUGAAAUCAAACUCAAAACCUGUCCCCUUCCACAUCAUAAUGACCGAGUUAUUCUGGGCCGCUGAGCACGAACAAAGUGUGUUCAAUAUUGCGUGCUGCAGAAUCAGUGCGCUUAGAGAAGCCGGGAGAAAGGAGUGAAAACCAGAGAUGCAGAAAUUUACUUUAAUGUGAAGGUUUACAAAGCAAAACGAUAAUCUAAGGGGCCUUCCUAUCACAAUUUUCUGGGAGGAAAGAAAGGGUAAUCACUUGUGACUCUAACCUGAAAUUACCAGACUGCUGUUGCUCUACAAAAAGCACCCAAAGUCAGAAUGUGUCACUAUUUUCUAAUGAAGUGAUUUUUUUUUUAAUUUUACACGUUUUUGGCAAAUGUAAGACAGAAAACUUGAAUAAACUAUACUGUCAUAGAUAGAUAGAUAGAUAGAGCUGCUGCCACUAACACUGUCACUGUCCUCAGUGUGCAGGCAAGUGUGCAGGGCAGAGAGUGAGAAAGCAGGCUCUUUUGCUUGUUGUUUUCUCUCUUCACCAGGAGGUUGCAAACAGCAGAUGUCCGUCUGCACCCCGAGCUGCCAAGUGGGUCCGAAGCAGAGUGAGGGGCAGCCACAGACACAAGGACCCAAAUGGUGUGACAAAAGAUGUGCAGGAAGCCCCUCUCCGCCUGGGUGAGCCGCCGAGAGGGUCUCUCCCCUCUCUUCUCUGCCAGCCUGCAGGGACACUCACAACACGAGCCAGGGCGGUGGCAACAGAGCCAUGUGUUGGAGGGCUGGGACGCAUGGUAAAGCCACACUCAUAUUUACACAAACAUAAACACACACAUGCAUAUGCAGGAAUGUGCAAAUAUAGGCUGAUCCCCAGUCUCCUCACACCUGCACGUGGCACUUAGCUGCAAAAAUGCACACAUUAAUGCUUUUUCUGAAACUUUCAUAUAGAUAACACUUUUAUCUUUCAAAUUAGGUGCUGACAAUGACGCACAGUGUGUUGAUAUGAAAAUCAAUGAUGUGAAUAUCACAGGAAAAUAAACACAAACAGCUCUAACUACCCCUGUAUUUAUUUGGUGUUUUACCGGGGAUCAUGUGUCAUUUAUUUUCUUUGCCCAUGAGGUCAUGCAAAGUGGUCAAAGAGGCCCUGAAAAUGUUCCAAGCACAGGUGUGCAGUAUGGCCGGCACCAAAAGGGGUGCACUGAACCAUAAACAAUGAUAUAAAUGUCUGGCAGAUAAAAUGGCUAGUUAACAAUCUUUUGACUGCUCUAACCCCUGAGCCUUUGUCGGGUAUCGAUCAGCCAGCUGUUCCGGGCUUUGUCCUGCAGGACGGGAGCCUCUGGUUUCUCCUGGGAUGAAUGGAAAGAGACGACAAAAACUCUCUUUUUUUUACUUUUAAAGUUGUUUUUUGUUGAAGGAGAAAAUUUAAUUCAAUACCAUCACGUGAAAAAGAAAUCAUUAAAUCAGCUUGUCAGGUCAUUGAAAAGAUUUCAUUCAAACUUUCUUCAUGUUUUGAACAUUUUUGGCCUCAUUGUUCGUAGUUAGUGUGUUGCUGGUUUAAUGGAAACCAUGUCCAUGAAAACUUCAACAGGCAUAAUUUGUCUUCGUAUAAUUAUAUGUUAAGUAACGAACAUCGCCUGCGUCGCAGUGGGUGUCAUGAUGAGACAUGUCACACAAAUAUGUCAGGACAGGGUGCUAAUGAUCCGUCUGAGCACCUGUCAGUCAAAGCUUGUCUGAUGCCAGCAGCAGCGACCUUCUGUCCAGGACUUUUAGUUUUAGUGUGAUUUCUUUUUCUUGCCAGUCUGAAAUUAGUGACUUAAUUAUUGAGGAUAUACUUUUAAAGUUUUUUUUGGUGCUAUGAUGUGUUUUUUUUGUCUGGCUGUGUUUUCUCUCAGUGAGAUCACAAUGCUUCAAACCUAGGUUGUUUAUGAUAAACAGACAUAUUAGUGAAUUUUGCCACCGUUUGACUCUCCUGCUACAUCUGUGGGCCAUGAGGUCUUCUUAUUGACUUUCCCCAAGCCCAACAUCGCACUUUGUCAGUGUGAGCGGCAGCCUAAGAGACAAGCAGGCGAGCCGGUCAUACAAAGUGAAGUACUUAGGAUUAGCCCCAGCUCUUCAAGUUUCAGUAAUUAUCCUCCUGGAGGCAUUCUUGCUGUGUUGGAUAAUAAUGGAAGUCCGGGUGCAUGCCUGUCACCUCUCAAGUGUGGGUGGAGGAAGCCGAUGAGAGGCGCAGGACGGAGAAAUGUUUGCUUUUUCUGUUAUGUCAUCACAACAGUAAGGCAAACUCGUACUGUUGCCUGCCUCCAAAAAAAACAAAAAAAAAAAACACAGACUCUUUUUCUACUUGAUCUGUAACAACACAUAAGAAUCUCUUCAGCCUCGGAUGUGAUAAUGAAACAUGUUCUCCAAAGGUGAUAAUUUGUUCUGAGAUCAAGUGUAAUUACCAAGUGUCAGGUAUGUUUUUUUUCAUAAACAAAUCUGUUAGAAACACACAGUUGCAUCAUUUGUGGCAAGUAAGGAUCCUGUGAUUGGCACUGAUUAUGUUCUCAAAAUGUUCAAAUGAAAAAUGCUUUUUCCCUCCUUUUCCUUAAUUUACAUGGAAGCAUAAAUUUGUAUUUAUUCCAAAUCCUGAUGUGUUGUUUAACUUGUCCAUCACAUUAUCCUAAAAGUUUCAUUCAAGAGCGUGCCGGUCCAUCUAUCCAGCCCAGAAAAAACACAAUGCUUUAAUUAAGAGUCAGUCCGAUUUCCCAGAGGGGAGAUUGUCGUCUUCCAUUAACUUAGUUUAUCAUAUAAUAAAGAGGUUGCCUUGUCCUUCCCUACCCAGACAAUUGGUUUUAAUCAGCCAGCGGGUCUUUCAUGGCUGGUAAUUUAUGCUAAAUUGACAAGGGUGGAGGAUAUCACAGAAAAUCAUUGUGACAGGCCUCAGGUCACUGCCUGUCACCAGCUUGUUUUAUCCUGUCGAGACAGGAGCUGGAGGACAACAAGCAAAUUUAAGAAAGACAACUAAAUGUGAUGGGGAUCUUACUCUAGAGCCCGUUUAUCUCAUGUUUUAAAAUCAUCAUUAAGAAUGCGUUUGAGCACUCAGUUUAUUAUUGUUAUAUUAUUUAUUAAUAGAAGUCAGUCAUCAGCCUUUUAAUAGGGUUGUGUAAAAUACCACAUUCAAAAAGGGGAUCAACAGGUUAUUCUCCUGAUAACACUUCAUUUAAACCAUGUAAGUUAGCUGCCACAAUGACAAAUCCAGGUCUGUGUCAGAAGAAAAACCACAACACACUGAAACAGAUUAUGUUGUUUCACUGUGGAGUCCAAAUAUUUCUGAUUUGACUUUGGCCUUUAAGUGUGGACUGUGCAUGUGGGAAAGUACAAAUUGUGAUUUGAAGCAAAGAGGGGGGUGGGGAUGGGGGCGAGGAGAGGAGAGGAGAGGAGAGGAGAGGAGAGGAGAGGAGAGGGAGAUGUAGGAUGAGCAUGAGGAGGAAGCUGGGACACACUUCUCGCCUUGCAAUUUAAUCACUGUAUACCCAGGGAAGUAUUGACAGUUGUCCUGUGGAAGCUAUUAAAGUUGCUGUCCAAGGUUAAAUGAAAUUGCAGUUUAUCAAGGCAGCAUUGAGAAAAUAAGGGAAUCUGUUCAUGGCUGUUGAUUAAUGUGGAGCGUGAUCAACACAAGGGGUUCAUUAAGCUAUACAUCACCGGGGUAAUUUAACAUGUCAUCGCGCCUGCUGUCGCUCCCCUUCACACCUUUUGUGUGUUGGCGGUAUAUGUGUCGAUGUUUGUGUGUUAAAAUCAGGAGCUCUGACCUCACAUUUUUGAGACGUGAUCAUACCUGUAUAGUGUUGUGUUUACACUUUCAAACGUCGAAAUCCCUGCUGUUUCCAUACAAAGCAUGAAACUAAACCAGAAACACAUUUUUUAUUAUUUCAUUAUUAACUGUCAGAUCUCUCCACAGACUGACAUCAGACUCCUGGGUAAAUUAUUUGAAUAUAGCUUAAAAAGUACAAGAAAAGGGAGAUCCUUCUGUAGGAUAAGGGAGUUUUCUCAAAGUAUCAAAAGUUUAUUAUGAUGGACUUUAUAAGGCAUGCUUUUUUAAAUUCCUGAUUAUCACUUUAAUUUAGACAGAUUUUAAUCUAGCAGCAGUCUUGAAGGUCUUUCCUACAGAUUGGGGCAUUUUCCUCCCAAAUCAAUCCAAAUUUGUAUACUGUAAUUACUGGAACAUGAAAAAAUGACAACACAAGUCUGAUUAUGUGUAGUACCAGAGCAGAUGAACAGUGUACAUAGAGCUAUGAUAAUCAGGCCUGGGACCUGGAGCUGCAUGUAUUUUUUUUUCUUUUGCCUUGUGGAUUUGUUUACUGGUGGAUAAUUGAUGGUGCUUGAGGGACAGGCGUGAGUCGGACAUGAAUCACGAGCGACAGGGCUGGUGAUAAGGAGCUGAAAGUCGCCUGUAAUUAAGCCGGGCACUAGAGACCAAUUGUUUGUAGAAUGAUUUGGUCGGGGCUAAUUGACACUAAUUGUUUAAUCAGAUUUUCUUCCCCUCCGUACUGCAAGCAAAGUGUGCUCUACCAAGCAGCAGCUCCUCGUCAAACAAAGCAGGGAGAAAAGCCUCUUGAUGUGAGAGCGUUGUUGGAGAAGGGAACAGCCUGAAAUCAAGAUGUCUGGUUAUGAUAUCUUCUUCUGUCAUAUGAGGUCACAUGACUACAAGAAAUCCACAUAUACUGUACAUGCAAAUUACCCCUGUUUUAGAUAUAUUUUAUCACUUCUUUGUCAUCUGUCUUCUCAUAUGGGAAGUGAUCUCUUAGGGCAAGUUUGGUGACAUCUUUGGCAUUGAUAAUGACUCAUUGAGCAGAUAAAAACAUGAUCAAUAGUUGCCCCAUACUGUCUGUCGUAAAUGUUGAUAUCUCAAAGCAGAUUUUGAAUGAGGGAGAGUUGAUUAUACUUGUUUAUACUGUAACCACAUACUGUUCUCUGAGCUCUGUUGUACAAAGCAGAGUACAUUUUAGAGGGUUUCAUAAAUAAGUGACGUUCCCUUAUGUAGUCGCUAUUAAAGUCAUUCUUUUUGGAAAUAUCCCAGAAGUACUAGUGUGUAAUUAAAAGCACUAUUAAGAGGUUUUUAGGUUUGAUAGAAUGGUGAUAGUGUACCAAUACAAAACUUUUCAACUCGGCUAAAACAGAGAAAACUGCACCAGAAAUGCCAUUUUGACAGUUUGUAAGAUACAUUAUAAAAAUUAAAAAAAGCAUUGAAUCCAUGCAAAAAUUCAUGAGUAUAAUAGUGAGUAUAAAAGCCACAAAACAGACUAUGGCUCAUUUACCAAAACUCUUAUGUGAUGGAUGGAAAUGAAUUUUUCUAAAAUCCAGCUGUGUACUUUACUUGUGCACAUGAUCUCUUUUCCUGCACUCUAAAUACAGUUGCAUUGAUGUUAAUAUGAAUGAUGCAGUAAAACACAGAUCAUGAUUUUUAUACAGCGUUAAUCUCCCGUUGAAACAUGAAGCAUCUGUAAACAGGGCCGUAUCUAGACUUUUUGAUUAGGGUGGCCCAACCACACCUACACAGGCAGGGGUGCCCAGGGUAUGCAUGUAAACACACACAUUAACAGCUUUUACAGUCUCUUCUCUAUCCACUCUAACAACAUUCAGAAAGUGUCAUAAAGAUUUUAUAUUCCAGGGUAUAAUAAUUUUAUAUCGGUCAGGAACACAACCGAGUGUCAACACGUUAACAUACGAGAAGAUCAAGAAAAUGAGCCACAUUGAAUAAAAAGAAAGGUACUAACAGCCUGAUAGGACAGUCUCAGUAGUUAGAUUUAAAGUUCUGCCAUUAACAAGGCUGAUGGACUAUUAUAGUUUAGGAUUUUGGGAUGACAACAUGGGGUGGCAAUCAGAUCUCAAGGGGAGGGGGUAGUGUCACCCCUGGCCACCCCUCUAAACAUGCCUCUGAGUGCAGUAGUGUAAAAAUAUGCAGAAUUUCCAGAUGAAACAAGUUUAUAGGCCAAAAUUGAAUAAUGUAUUCAUUAUUAAAAGACUAAGAGCUAUUCAAAACUAAAGGCUUAGUAAGUUGGCUGACAGGUGGUUGUUCUGUUUACAGGGCUAAAAGCCUGCCUCAGGUCACCUCUGUCUGUCCGGUCUGCAGACUGCCACUGAUGUAUGAUAUCACUAAGAUAACCUCCAUCUUUUAUAAAACUUUUGAGCUUUUAUGUGGGCUAAAAUUAUUCAUUAAUGCUUUUCUCUUUACUAUUUGAGUCAUUAUUAUUUAAAUGUAAAUUGAUUGUGAAAUGUUUACAGAAACCAGAAACCGAAUUGAGUAGAUAUGAACAGAUAGCAACAUAAGAGGAAUACUAAAUGUUCAUAUUUAACAUUAGAUAACCAUUGUAAAGACACCUAACAUAAAGGUGCAGCCCAUGUGUGGAGCCAAAUGAAAUAGAGCAUAUAAUUAGACACAAGUCUUCUUUUCUUUUUGAUUAAAUCUAACAAGUCUGAGUAAUGAGCUUCUGAUGGGAGGAGCAUGAGAUCUAAUGUUGUUACAUUUACCAGCAAUUAAACAUGUAGCUUUUCUAAUCAACACAAACUAUGAUGGGAAAUUGAUGGUUAUUGCACAGGGGCCAGCAGAGGGGAUUAUUGGGUUUGAUCUCUCCUAAUGUAAAUCACACGUAGUACCUGAAGACAAAUAAAAAUGAGCCACACUGUGCUUAGAGGUUCACAGCUGGUCAUGUAACUAUAAAAUGGUUGUCUUACACAUAAUAAAAUGCAAAGAAAUACAGCAUGAAAUUUCAUUACUUAGUUUUUUUCUACAAAGUUCAUUAAAUAAAAAAAGACAACAUGACCACACAUGUAAACGUUACAUCUGUACUAAAGAUAUGUUAAUGAAGGCUAAGCUCAUCCAAAUCACCAAAAACAUCUUUAUUCUAGUAUUAUCUUCUCAUGUGGGUCUUUGUUUUUUCAAUUGUUAGAGGUUUUAGAUUACUCGAUUCCUACAGCAACCCCCAGUUUUAUAAUUAAGAUAAUGUGGAAACAGUUUGGAAAAAAUAUAAACAACAAGCUGAGUUUAGGCUAAGACUGAAAUCUCAGAGUCUGACUCCUGGAAGCGUGGCUCUUAAGGUUUCCAUAUUUGGUUUGUCAGAUUUGUCAUAAUUACCUGUAACUGAAUAUCACCGAAACUAUGUGGUCAAGUUUAUUAAGCUACUUUUUCUUUUCCAAAUCUAGGUUUGAAUUAAGAAUAAAUAUAUAAUCAACUCAUUAUAAUACCUUUUCAUUUAACUACAUAACACUUUAAAUUUAUUAGAAUAGAUUAUUCCAUUUAUUAGAAGUACCAAACAUUUGAAAGAUUUGUAUAAAGUGGUCCCUUCUAAACCAACUGCAACCAAAAUAAGCUAUUGAUGAUCCAAUUUGAGGAACUUUCAUACUGACAGAAAGUAUUGUGCAUCAGGAAUAGUAUUUGUAUUUUAUUUUUUUAAGUUGGAGUCAAUGUUCUUGCAAAUACUAUUACACCUAAAAUACAGUUUUUGUUGUUGGAGUUUUUUAAAACUUUAUAAUCAAGUGUCAAUCUGGUAUUUUAUUUUAAGUAUCCCUUCUACUGAAUUUGGGUGAACUGACCCUUUAAUGUCACAUUAGCUGGGGCAUUUCUCAUGUGCAGCAGUGAGGCUUGAAAACAAAAGUGUUAAAGCAGGAGUAUAAAACAAAGUUUAAGUGUCCAUAUUAGGUUCAUUCACAUAUUUUUUACCUCCAUGAAAUUAAACUCAAGUGAAGACCUUAAAUCCGACCAUAAAGAGAUGUUUUAAAGUUGUCUUUAUUAAUUUAAUUCAUUUGUCUCAAACACAGAAUUGAGCUCUGAAAUCAAGCUACAAUGCCUUCACUCUACACUGAACAAAACAUGCUAUUACUUAGCACUUUCGUUUGGAGGAAGCUUACAGUAUUUUGUUAGUAUUUCACAUAAUUCCCAUUCCAAUUAGCAUUUAUCUUGUCUGUGUCGCUUUUCAAUAAAGUUUUCUGAUUUAUCGUGGACGGCUGCCUUUACUUUGUGCUAAUAAUUGGAUGCUAUUGAAAGGAUGAGUUUCAUUGAUUUUGUGGAUGACUGGGAGCAUUACUGGCCUAGACCAUAGAUUGUCAGCAAGGUCUGUGUUGGCCUGGGAUCGAUGCCGCUGAAUCUUCUCCUCUGCUUUUUAUUUACUUCUGUCUCCAUUGAUUGAAACAUGCAAUAGUUCAGGAGCUAUUAUCACACUGACGCUAAGUUUCUCUGUCUCCACCGUUGAAAUAGCUCCCUCUAUUCCCUGGCAAUAUCUCACUUCAGCAAGUGCUCCCAUCUUUCCCUUUCUAACUAAUGAGUUAAGAGUAUUGCUAUGACCUGUAAACAUCAAUCAUGGAUGAAGAGGGAGACAGUGACUAACUGCGGGAGGAAGAGAGGGACGAAAUGAAAUGAAAAGUGUACAAUAAAAGAAACAUUCAGCUGGGUGUUUGGUGUAGAAAGUGAAAUAAAUAACAGCAGAAAUGACGAACGAUAAUCAUCAGAUGAUUGCUAGUUUGUCCAUUUGUGGUAAAAAUGGAAAAACUGAAAUUGUCUUAAUUAAUGGAAGUUGACUAAUAACACCCUGAGACUAUUGUUGCAAAAAAUGUGAGAGGAAGACGCUGAAACUUUUGCGCACUCAUUGUGAAUUCAGCGGAGUGCUCUUAAUCCAAUUUAGUGCUCUCCGAGUCUGAAAAAAGCAAUGAAUCUCUAUUCAACUGUUAAAAUUAAACUCCUUCCAAACGGAUAACCUGAAAAAUCUGCCCUGUAGUGGCUGCCUGCCUAGAUUGUUUCCACAAUACAACAUAGAGAUGGCUCAGUGUAAACGCUCCGUGCUGCGUUUACAUAUCUUAUUCCCUGACAAGAUGGCAGAAAGGUCAGCGUCCUAUCCAACUGGGACUGUCAUGAUUGAAUGUAAUCAGUGUGUACUUGUUAUUCUGAGUGCUGGGGCCUUUUCUUUUAUUUGCUGGCCCACAAGUUAAUUUCCCUGGUGACCUUUUGUGUAAUAAAACAGUAUUAUCUGUUUCUGGUACCACAACAAGGAAGCAAAUUAGCUUCCUCAGCAGCGUUUUGUCACAGCAGGAGAUCAGUUAUAAGUUUAUUUACUUUAAUUAGAUUAAGGGCGCAGUAAAGGCAUGUGUUUGUGCAGGCAUCAUCCCUUGUCUCCUUGCAUUAUCUGAUUGUCCCAGCCAGUGAGUCGGACAAUGGUUAUGCAUUUUAAUGAUUGUUCUCUCCAGCCAGUCAAUGGAGACACUUGCACAUAUUAGAUAAGUGAUUUCUGCCCCUGUUUUUGCAGCAUAAAAGAUCAAUCACUCGCUAGCUUGCACUUGUUGACUAUUUGUGUUAACCUGAGCGUAUUGCCUUAGACAAAUUGUGAAUGCACGCACUUAAAAGAACACAAUCAAGCUGUUGAUUUCUCACACUUCUGCACGAACAUAUGUCACCUGAUACUGUGGAAUUCCUCUAAUCCUUCCUUCACUUUGAGUGGGAGUGACACUUUUUCUUUUAAACUGGAUCCUUUUUUAAGUGCACUCAAACAAGCUUCAGUGAAUGCUGUACAUUUCCUUAUGCACAAUUUGUACCAUGACAGCCUCUAUUAGCACUUUGUAUAAUAGUUAUCACAAGAAACAGCAAUACUCUGUUAACUAUCGCUGUUAAAAUUAGCCUUAAAAUGUUUAGAUGUAAACUUUUUUUUUAAAUAUGAAAACACCAACUUGCAGUACCGCUUAUAACUACUAAUACUCUUUUAUCCCCCUUUUGUCAUUUUGUACCAGGAUAAGUAAAUAAAGAAAAGGCUUUUAUAUUGCCUCAAUUUCUGUCCUCAACUCUGGAAAAAUAUAAAAAACAGACAAACAAACAACAACAUAUAAAACCUAAUAAUGAUGAACGUAAUAGUGAUAAACAGCUUCCAGAGCUUUCAAUGUUGCUCCUUCUGCCUCAACUGCCUGUCACAAUAGCAACUAUAAGAAACAGAAUUAAUAAUAAUAUUGUCUGUAUUUCUUUUUUCCCAGGAAGAAAAUUGCCCUUUUAUAGGUUAAAAAGUUUUCCAAGUUUAUCACUUUUUCCAGGACUCCCUGCCGCCACAUAUAUAUCAAUGUAUAUAAACUUAUUCAAACUGAAAAAACAUCUAUGUUAGCUUUAAUCUCUCAUUUUAAAACAGUUUCAGAACACCUUUUGGGUGUUUUUAUUGUAAUUGUCAUUUAAAAACACACUCCUCUCCUACUGCCUACAAAAACUACUUGAAUAUUGAUGUUGGUCACGUUUUCUGUCCUCUUGUUACAAAACUUACGCUAAAGAAAAGAGGCUGUAUGCUAAUAUUUUUUUGUAAAAUCCCUUCCCACUAUUUCUGCUACAGCCUUCAAAAGUAGCCAAAAGAGCCGAACUCCACAUUAUUAUCGACUAUUUCUCCCCUAUUUUUCAUUUUAUAAGUUAAAUUAUUGUCCUAAAAAAUUCAAUUGCUGUUUUUUUUUUGCCAUGAUUUCUUUGGGGAUAUCCCUUAAACUUCCUGGAUGCAUUUUCUAAAAAAAAAAUCUGUCAAUGUUGUUGCAAUUUGGACUAAAAAGUGACUGUGAGUGCAGAGGCUGUGAGCUGUGGAGGCUAAAGUGAAUGCAAUGCUUUACUGACCCGAGGAAUCUCUUUUAUUACGGCCUCUUUGUGCCUCUCCCUCCGCUGCUCUGUCAGCCCAUUCAGACCCAGUGGCAGCCACCUACAUUAUAUCCUGGAUAGGCAGGACAUUCAUGCCUUUUUAACCCAUUGUCCUUCCCCCUGGGGUGAGGGCCCAGAGCGGGAUGUGAGAACCCCAGGCUGGGCAUUGUGUCCCUCUGCGCUCUUCACACACCCGGCGGGGGACUUCCUUUCUGGUGUCACCGAAACCUGUGUGGUGUAAUCCGCUAGCUCCCCGCUGAGCAGGAUGGGAAGGUUAUUAAAAAGUGCCUCUAAUGUCUCGUUAAUAAAUCGCUUCCAUUUUCCGCUUCAUUUCGAAGUAAUCGUGUUGGGAGUGUGGAUGGGAAGGAAUGUGUUUCCCCCUGUUUUCUAUGUUUCCAGUAUCAAAGCAGCAGAAAAAUUAGCAUGUCUUUUUUUUAUUGUCAGUUACACAUAUCACACACAGAUGCACAAGCACAGAUCCAUUAGAGAUGUGACCCUCACAUUAGAGAUCAAGUAUGUGGACCCCGCUGUGUGACGGGGUCAAACUGCAAGGUGUUGAUGCUGUUGUGAUUGCAGGAGGAGAGAUUUUUAAACAGUCCAGUCUGGAGGUUUCAGGUUAAUGGUGUCUUAUAUUAUGACCUGCUGGAUGCUGCGUGCAGGUCUCCUCUGGGGGUCGGUCUAUAAAGCAGCAGAGGUCAGCGCAGUUAGAGUGCUGCUGUGUUAAGAGGUUAGAGAGCAGAGGUCCCCACAGCGUGCUAUCACAAGCACUCUCCAUGAUGCGUUAAGGAUGCUGAGGCCUCUGAUUGCCACAGAGGGACCUGGAGCUCAGCUUAGGGAUGGUUCAGGACUGCCGGGGUAAUCCCAUUAACUGUGACUCCUGUAGCCCUCUCUCCCACUAUGCAUGUGUGUGUGUAAGUGUGUGUGUGUGUGGGUUUCGGAGAAGGAGACUGUCUGAGUGAGUGUGUGCAGGGGGUGACCCAAAAGACAUUAGCGUGCCCUGCAAGGUCAAAGGACAGACAAAAUUAAAAUACAUGUGAAUCAUUUAUCAAAUAUGAGCGUCUCUGCUGUUCUCAGCGAGCGCUUAGUGUGAGUAAUUACCUGUCACAACUCACCGAGCAUCAAAGUUUGUACGCCAUGACCACAGUAACUCAUCCUUUCUCUUAUAGUUUACCUUCAGCCUCUUUUUGAUCCUUAAACCUUCAUAUUUACUACAAAAAACACCUAUUGGUUUACAAUGAGCACUCAAAGGUCUUUAAAUUUUUAUUAUCUUGAAGUUUUUACGGCGCUGCUCUUAAAUGUGAUGAAUAGACGAACAAUAUUCUUGGCUAUAAGAGAAAUUUAUGAUGUAAAAUUUGCUCAAGAGCUUUCUUUUAUGAAAAAAAAGAAAAAUUCAAGUCAACAUGUGCUUCUCCUUUUAAAACAACUGUGACCACAUAACUCCACUUUCCUCAGCUAACUUUUAAUCUGCUCGCUCUUCUUCUUCUCCACGAUCUUUGAACUUUCACUACAAGGCCUAAUUGUUUAUGACAACCUCUCCCAAGUCCUGCAGUGUUAACGAGGUUUGAGCAGUUUUCAGCAGGCUUCUUGAUUGACAAUUGGAAUUAAGAGUGGCUGCAUUAAUAAGCAAGAGAGUGGCAGAUUCUUUCAAGAGUCAGUUUGUUCGUCUUCGUUGUGUUAUUAAAGUCAAAAAUAACCAGUGGGAAUAGAUAACAUUUCCUUCAUGAUUUGUAAGUCCAGUGUGGUGGUUUUUAAUUGGUAUCAAUUAUCACUUGUCUCUAAUUGUGGCGCACAACAAUCAACCGUCACGAAAAAUGUGCACAGAUGUAACCACUGAGCUGAGUUUCACUGCUUUGUUUUUUAAAGUUAUGCCAUACAGGCUACUAUGUGCUGUUAAAUGCCUCGUUCAGACCAGAGUAGACCUAUGUCGCAGCUCCUGAGUGGAGGAUAACAAAAAGCUAUCAGCGGUUCUGAAUAGAGGAAAAAUAGUGAGGAGGUCAAACGUCAAUGACAAGGAGUAGGAGAGUGUUUGAGGUUGUCAAUAAUGGAUUCAGUGUGAGGGUGGGAUAUGCAGAGUGAAAGGUUUUUUGGUGGGUGGGAUGUGGUGGGCUAAGUCAUCCAGGCAGGAACAUUAUAUCAUGUAGAUAUAAAUAAAGCAGAUAAAGCACAAAGCAAUUAAGACAGAGGGGAAAGUGUGUUUUACUUCUAUAUAUUUAAGUGAUGCAGGAAUAAAAAUAAGAGCGUUUGUCUGUGUCUCAACUAAAAGAAACAAAGGGGAAAACAGGAAAAAAAUCAACCUUUUGCUGUAAAAUUGGCCAGUUUUUAAAACAAAAUCACAUAUAGUUCCUUUAAAGAGUUUUUAGCAGCUUAUGAACUGGACUAAACUUAACACUCAUACUUCUAAAAGAGCUAUAAAAGCAAACAAGAGCAUCAGCUAAAGGAACUUAUCAUUUCUAUAUAAUUUAGAUUACCUUAAACUGCAGCUGACAGUAAAAUGUUCACAUUUUUUGAGUUAGAGAUUUUUGAUGAAUGACACAUGAAAUAAGACGUAGCUUUGACCAAAGGUGUAAAAAUCAAGUUUGACUCAUGAGUUUUUGGAGCUUCGAAUCUCAUUUGAAUGGUGAGAAUACAUUCAGCUAAAAUGAGGAAAAUAGGACCGUCAAACCAAUAAUUAUUUCUAUUGCAAAAUCUCAAUAGUUAAGCAGGAUAAUUGCAUCUUUAAUUGUAUGUUAAUUCCACUUUUUAAGUGCAUGUUCCCAAUGCAAAGCAGCACUUACCAGUGUCUUGAAUUGGGAAUCAAAUGGAUGCAGUAGAAUAAAGUUCAUGUUCUUGAGUUUUAGAUUUGUGAUUCAAAUAAGUGCUACACCAGUGUGGUCUAAAACCAUGACUUUAGGGUAGAGUCUCAAAGAGAUUAUUCUGUGGACUGGAGAGCUCUAUAGUGUUUUUAAACGAUAACACAAUACCACUGUCCUUUUUGUCCCCUCACUUCUUCAGUAUGUGGCUUUAGCUGCCUCUAUCAAUAUUGUUGCCCACUGACAUCGCUCUGAUUUGUUGCCACUUGUAUGCCCAGCUUGUAGGUGGUGGCACAAACUCAAAGUACUUUGGAGAUACUUGAAUUCUGUUUAAAAGUUUGUUUGUUUUUUGUGUGAUUUUAGUGCCAUUCACUAGGGCAAUGUUAGGGUUUCCAUCACAGCAGCAGCAGGAAAACACUGUGGCGAUGCAACCAUGGUGAAAGGGACAACAAAGCAUGUGAUAAAAAAAAAAGCUUGUGUUAAUUUGAGACCUUGAUCCAAGUGGGAUAAACCCAUUUACACCAUCAGUACUGCUAUAAAGUUUAAUGAUUUUCUUUAGGUCUUUUUACUCUAGAGGAAAAAUAUGAAUAUUUUAAAAAGUUAUAUUCAUUAAAAUACAAAUAUAUCUCUCUAUAUGACUCAUUGCAUUAUACAUUUGACAGGUAGGAUCAUCCAUGUUAAAAAGGGCACAUUUAAUUAUUUGCCUGUAACCAAUACAGUUAAGAUGGAUAUUCACAGCUAUUGGUAUUUGGAACAAUAUGGUGAGUGUGUGUAUCGAUCAGGCUGGAGUCUUGUCGUGUCUGUCAAUACCAGUAGAUGAAUCUAAUUAUGGUUCCUCUUUCUACUCAGUUAACUGUCAGCAUGGGAGCCCUUAGCCUGUAAGUCUAGUACGGGCUCACACACACACACACACACACACACACACACACACACACACACACACACACACACACACACACACACACGCACACACACACACACACACGCAGCUAUCACAACAUUAGGACAGUUGGCUUAGAGUCCCACCUCCUUCCUUAACAUCCCACCAUAAAGCUUUAACACUGGUGUUAAAGUAAAGGAGCAAUGACGGCUUAUCUUAGCAAGGCCCAUCUGUUGCAGCAUUACUGGAGUUUCCUUUUAUCAAGUUUACGCCCCAAUUUCAAAUCCACAUUUUGUCUAAAAAACUUUGUUUAUUAUAGAAGCUUAAAUGAUGAGUGCUUUCACUCUUAAUAAGAGAAUCAACAUCAUGUUUUUGCACACUGUGAUUAAUUUUCUGUGAGACUUCAUCUCAGAAUGUGUUAGGAUAAACACAACACAGGAUGUAGAGUCCCUAUAGAUUUAACACUUCCACAAAACACAGGCCUAGAGGUGGAGUUUGCAUCCCCCUUAUGGAAAAUAUGCAAAUUAAGAAGGAAAGUGCUUUUAUUUUGAAGAAACAUACAAAUGUGUGAAGAUACUGAUAAUUAUCUGAAUAAACAGAUAAAGGGAAUUGAAGUGAUUGUUUUAUGAGGUUUAGGUUGACAGCUGUCUGUGAACAAACAGUUGCUGAUAAAAAUAUAAAGAUAUGUGGUCUUUUUCAGAGUUUUGCCUGCAGAUUUUACACAUUUCAUUCCUCUGUUGCUUGUUCAUUCUCGACAAAUCAUCGAUUUUUUUGUCCUUUUGUGGUACUUUUUAGUUUUUGGCUAAUUCUGUGUGAAGCUCUGCUGCAACCUUUUUUUGAAGUAAAAACUCUGUGUGCUAAUUCUAACAGAAAAGUUUUUGAUAAAUGGCACACACAUGCUUUCUGUGAUCUCAGUUGUUUUGUACAACAUGUACAAAUGCUCCUCAUAAAGAUCCUCGAAAUAAAAAAAACAAACAGGAAAUAAACAUUUUGCCCUUUUUUUAUGGAGACUGUGAUUCGAAUUCUGGCAACUUGCAACCUAUAUGUCAUAUAAACCUCAGCCCCCUGUUUUCAAGGAUGGUUUGUUUUCUGUAGACCUCACCCUUUCUCGUAUGUAUGAAAAAACAAGCUUUACACGUCACCCUCAGACAAGACAACACACAAACACACAAGCUUGUGACUCUGUUUGUUCAGUGUGUCACUUCUCUGAGCUGCGUGUGGCCGUACAGGGACUCCCCUAUCUCCAAAGUUUUUUUUUUUUUUCCCUGGGAAAAUCAUUCGAGUUCGAAAUCUUCUUUGGCAAGUGCAACACUUCAUCAAGGGUGAAGACUCCCUGGCUAUCAAAGAUGUAUCAGUUGGUCUGAUAAAGCCGCUGCCCCGGUCCCCGCACAGCAACAUCCCAUCAUAAAUAAAAGCAGCAGAAAAGAGGCCUUUGUCACUGUUUAUCUGCACUGCUUUUCUUCCUCGCCCUUGAUUUCCUCUUCAGAAAAUUGAUGCACCCUUAGAUUGAAGCGGAGGGCUUGACAGGUAAUGGUUAGUGUGAUAACUGCUCAGAUUUCAUCAGCCUGGGCCUUUUUUUUUCCCUUUGUGUGCAAUUGUGUGAACUUUCAGCUAGAUUACCUGUCAUCCAGUGCAUCAGAUAAAAAUGCAGAGUUGAGGAGAUACAGCCAAUACUGGAGCAGAUAGGAAGAGAGAGAUCUGGAUGGACAAUGUUGGAUGUGAGAGGAACAGUGAGGGCACAAAUGAACAUUUAUCUGAUAGUGAGGCAAAUACAACAUAUUAUUACCAGCACAAUCGCAGGCGGCUUCCUCUUGGCACAGAGAUUUGGGAUUUGUAUUAUGUGGUUUAAAUGGUGUACAUGUUGUAUAGUUUGUUAGUUCGCAGGGGAAAUAAAAACAUCUCUCUGCAUAUGAUGGCCUCUGCGGCUUGUCUUUAAGUCUUGAUGUCCGCUAAAGUCAAGAUUUUUAUCAAGUCCACAAUCUGACAUUUUGGCAGAACUAAAUUUAUGAAAUGUUUCAUCAAAGUUUGACUUCUAAAAAAUAUUAAAAUGUAUAAAUAUGUCCUCUGUGAACCACAUUGUUUCCAGAUUAAUCCAAAAACCACAAUUUUUCCUGCAGUGCAAAUCUUUUUGAUAAAUAAAACUUUAUAGAUUUCUCUGUCAGGGGAGAGACAGCCUAUUCAUGUCUUUAAAAAAGUCAAAUCUGCAUUUAAUCUUUUGGUCCACUGAUGUUGUAGUAGCCAAUAGAGCAGAAAUCUUUGGCAGAUGUGUGGCAGCAAUUUUUCUCAGCUAUUAUAGCAUUAUAAACACUCGGCUAGAGUUACAUAAAACAUGAAUAUUUUUGACUGGGAAAUUUUCUGACGAGAGAAACAGCUGUGCUGGCCUUACAAUGCAUUAAGUAUUUCAUCCCUUUUAGAUGGUUAAAUUGUGCAUGAAAUGUUGCUGGCGCAGGGUUCUCUCGAGCUAGACUGAUUAGGCAACAUCUGUUACAUUGGGAGAAAUCCGUGUCGUUUCUAAUUAGCUGUCAGGCUGCAGCUACGUUGUGCCUGAUGGUGCCGAGGAUCUGCCACAGGUUCCUCUCCUCGUACUGUCACCUGCUUAUGUCCCCCCCUCCUCCCUCCUCCUCUACUCAGUCUCCCUCUCCCUUAUCCCCCUUUCUCCCCCCUCACAAACACACACACACACACACUCUCAUCAGCUGUAAUUAGAGAGCAGGGUCCAUACAAAGGAGCGAGCUGGGAGCCAGGCUCGAGCCCAUCUGUGCAACCCCAUCAUCAACAAGGCUCACAGCUCCUCCAACGCUGGGGGCCGCUCCCGAGCCGGGGCCCCCGUAUGCUGAUCAACCCGAUACACACACACAAAACUUUGCCUCACGACUCCAUCCUGCCUUUAUCUUUCUGUUCCACUUUGCACUCUUUCACUCUGUGCUGAAAGAAAAUCUAUGGGCAGCAGGCUAAUUCAUCUUGCUUUAAUAAGGCUCGGAUGCUGGUAAAUAUUAAAUACACCACAGAGAGAGACAGACAACACUGAGAGCAGCUAUUGACAAAAUGCAGCCUGAGAGGGAUGGAAUGAGACGAAAUCUAUACAGACAAAUUAACAAACACAGGAGUCUCAAAGAGACACUUUAAACUGAUGGUGUUUUCAUUCACACACAACACUGCCGUGUUGUUUUAAGACUGUGAGGAUUUCAGCUUUGAAUUCAACUUCCUACACUUGCCCCUAAAAUUGUUUAUUAUGAAAGAGAAGAAAAAUAUAAGAUUGAGACCAACAUAUUUUUUUGACCUUGUUAACUGAAUCUGUUUCAUUCCAUUUAUUACUGUGUACAUUAUAUGCCACUGCUAUAGGUCAGCAUCAGUACCAGUCAUCACAGUAUCUGUCAGAUCAUUCAUUUCAGCAGCUAAUCCAUAAUUCCUGUUGCUGAAAACACACACACACACACACACACACACACACACACACACACACACACACACACACACACACACACACACACACACACACACAAACUCACACAAGCAUUAAAAAAACAAACACAUUUUCUUUCUGUGUUUUGCACAUCGAAUUCUCUCAGUCUCUUUUUCAUUUAAAUGUUAAAAAAUAAUAAUCUUAUGGGACGAAUACAUCAUUUUUUAACAGUUUUGGCCAAGCAUUGCUACAGCUUAAACCAGAACAACUUAAAUUGGCUGACAGUAUUAACAUCCCCUGACUGUAUUUCAUUUCCAUAUAGAAUAAAGUUUUGACUUUAAAGGAAAACUGUAAUUUUUUUUUUAAUUUUACAUACUUUAACUCACGAACUGGUGUCUGACAGAGCUACAGGAAAUGAGGUUAAAAUAGAGUUGUUUCUCUUUUAUAAAAGUCAUGAAAACUUGUCAGUGGUAAAGUGUUUAAAUAUUUUUAAAUGAGCUUCAAUUAACUGUCUGCAACGGGUUAUUGCCCUGAAUGACAAUCUGUAUUUUUCAGAUGUUCGGUUUAUGUACAAAAAAAUUACAAAAUAUUUCAGAUGAAUACAUUAAAAAAGUGAAUUUCUAAAAUCAAACCAGUCUGUGCACUCUUUUAUCCGUCAGUCAUCUAUUUGCCUCAACAAAGUAAAACUUCCUCUUUCCAUUCGUGGACCUCUCUGUCUGGCUCUGGCCCUGUCAUCAUAUAGUCAGACAACAUACACAUCUGUCCCCUCCGGCAAACUCUGACAAGUUCAACAGGAGAGACUGCCAGAUGAGGGGAGGAGCUGCUGGCCUGAGCCAGAAGAUCUGCCUGAACAGUGCCUUAAGGGGGCAGAUGAGACACAAAGACAGUAUUGAGUGUUUAAAGACACUUAACUGCAACUUGGAGAAGUCCAAGCUAUUCCACCUUAAAAAUCAGAUGUUUACUUUGAAAGCUGACUCGUACGACUUGUCAUGUACGAAGGAUUAGAACAACUCAUGUCCUUUCAGGUGUGAGAUGUGGUCUUAAAAAAAUCAGCUUCCCAUCACUUCUUUGAUUGACUCAUCUAAUCUCGGUCAUGUUUGGUCUUCAAGGUACUUAAGAAUUGUGGGAAACAGUUCUAGAGAAUUGUUUUGAGUACAUGGGUCAUUCGCCUCUAGGUGAAGACUGAGAUCGAGGUGAAGUUGCUGAAAAACGGAUUUCUUUGGACAGGUUUUCAUGGUUACUAAGACAAAAGCUGUUUUUGCAGCAUUGAGGAUAUCGCUAUGUGCUGUUUGUAUUUUAUAGAUUUUAUCCACUAGAUGUGUUUUUCGGGUGAUUAUUUCAAACUGUAAAAAUAUUUAUUUAUUUGUUUUUUGUUAAUUGAUUGAUUUAUUUUUUUUCUUAUUGUUGCAUGAUUGUACAUGGAAAAACAGUGGGAAGUGAAAUGGACAUUAGUGCCUAUACAGCACAUACAGUACAUUCAGAACUUGGUCCUGACAUGAAUAAUAGUCAUGUACUGAGCAGAGAAAAAUACAGAGCAAAAGUUCCGGGAAGAAAAAGAUUAGUUACUGAAGUAGACAUGUUGCUGUCGCAAUUCUGCUGUGAGCAAAUCAAGGCAGAGGGGAAAACAGUCUGCGACCAAGAAUGACAGGCCUGGGAGAAUGUCACAGCAAUUGUGGGGCCAUCACUGGCAAGAGAUGAUGGCUGAUUGCUUUGCGUUCCAUGGCAAGUCCAUCCUGGAGGACAUUGCACACCCUUGCUCAUCUGUGGCCCAACCUUUGGCGCUGACAUUUAAAGUGUUGAUUUUGGAGCACUUAUGCUAAUUGUUGUAAUUUUCCUGAUGAAGCGCCAUUCUGAUACCUUGAUGUGGCCAAGAUAGUUUUACAUUUUCUAUGUGCUCCUCUUUGCCAUUUGCUCUGUGUAGUGUCAGCUCAGAGUGCUACUGAAAGCAGACAAAAUUGCAAGCAAAUUGCAUCAGAUUGCCAACAUUGUGAAAAGGUAAAUUGCUUGCAAAUCUAUUUAAACCACUGGCCUAUUUUCAUCAGCUAUGGUACUUGGUAUUCAUGAUUGCUUAAUUGACGACCUUUUCUAUUGUGUAGUGCUUUAUGGUGCGAUGGAAAACAAUCUUUACCAAACCAAUUACCCUUUUUUUCCCCUCCUCACUACUACAUUAGAGCCACGAUUGCUACAGCUAGUCCUUUGUAAAUGAACUUUCUGGUUUCAGAGAAUAAAGUGUCAUUUAUUUAAUAUGAUGUUUUUUUUUUUUUUUUAUAGUUGAAAGCUCUGAUUUAAAAGCUGGACUGUUUUAGUUAUGCCCUGUCUGUGUGUGCCAGUAAUAAGCUCAUAAUAACCUUGUCAAUGUGAGAGACUUGUUAAAUAUAGAAAUAUUUUGUCACUCUUUCAAUCAUGAGCAUUUACCUACUGUUCAGGCUUUAUAGAGCUUUGGAUGUGGCAUUUUAGAUGUGAACAUUUGUUGCAGUUUUACAACAGUUGACAGUGGAGUAAAUGAUGAGCUUUGACUUCAAGCAGAGCUGCUUUUUUAAUGCUGGAAAGAGACUCUUGCACCCUCAAGUACAUUUUUUACUCAUAGAAUUUUAAAAGGUUCAUUUGUACCGUUAUAUCUUACAACCUUUAGCCUUCUCUCUUUUUUAUGUGUUAGUGGUAGUAAAGGCAGAUUGUAUUUAUUUAGGCCUAUUUUGUCCUUUUUGUGGUAAAUGGAAUUCAAUUCUUUGUAGAUUUGUUCAGUAUUUCCUCAUCUGAUGAGUGUUUACUGUGUUUCUACUGUGACUCUUGUGUGCCCUGUCUAUAACUUUACAUCCUGCAAUAAAACAGUAUGUUAAAUCGAAGCUCUAUGUCUGCCUCUAAUUUUCGCUGUGGUGAUAUUUCCUUUACAAUACUUUUCUAUCACUUACUUUUCUUUAUUCCUCUUUUUAUGUUUGUACUCCACAUGGCUAUCAUGCUUGCCACAGCCUGUUAAUAUAUUAAUUUCUGUAAACUAGAUAAAAAUCACUGUAACUGGAAUAAUUGCUGCUGACUUGAAUUUAUAUCUAACUAAGCAAAUAGCAUUAUGGAUAUAUAUAUAUAUAUAUAUAUAUAUAUGUGUGUGUAUAUAUAUAUAUAUAUAUAUAUAUAUAUAUAUAUAUAUAUAUAUAUAUAUAUAUAUAUUUUUUUUUUUUUACUUCUGGGGGAAAGGCAAGGGAGCUUAUUUCAUCAAAUGCGUCUCAGAAUAACUGGUUUAUCAUUUAGACACAGAGGUGUCAUUAUGUCUUCCCUCCACUGACUUUUUUGUUAAACUUUUUUUUGUUCAACAUGUUUGAAUAUCUGACAGUCCCAAGAUUCUCUUUCCCAAGACAGACUUAGUACUUCUGUUCUGACCAUACUGAGCUGCUGUCAGUCUGCUCAAUUCUCCUUUGCCAAACAGGCCAACAGAAUUAACCCUGGAUUAACCCUCCAGGCCUGAGUGCAAGGUAAUGGCCCUGGAUAAUGGCCGUGUGUGCCCAGUGCCAGGUACUAUUGACUCUCGCUGGCACUGUUUGCUUCAUCUGAGGGGCAGUGUGACAGCAUGGCCAUUUCUGUACAGCUGGCGUUUGAAAGCCACUGCCAGACUGGGAUAAUACUCAGCCAUGCCAUCCCACUCAGAUCAUAAGGAGCACUGCUCUCUGGCCCUACGUCCAAUUUGACAAACAUGGGAAUGGAUCCUCAAGGAGAACAUGAGCUAUUUACCAUAUUCACGUGGCGGCCAUUUUCCUCUGAUGUCACACUCAGGGUGAGAAGCUAAAUAUAUUGCCUGCUGCUAUUUUCCUGCAAGAACCAACCUGAAUUUGACAGCGUUAUACAACAAUAAAUAAUAAAAUCCUCGCUGACAUUACUGCUGAAUUAUUUCAGGUUGUCAAGUUGUAUCCAAAUUUAGAGGCUGCAUCCUUUGACGGUGGCGGUUCAAGACCAGCUGAACUGGUGCAUUUCAAGCUGUCUCAAUUUGAAGUUUUAUUUGAAUGUGGCAGACAAAUGCAUACUCUCAGGCCAUGGGGGAUGCAUUGGGUGCAUCCUUCUUAGACUAGAGUCUCAAUCAGGCUGCAAGCUCUUGGUGUUGAGGAAUGAAACCAAUGCAGAAGUGCUAACAGCCGCAGCUGCUUAAAUGUCCACUUAAAAAAGCACAUGUAAAAGUCCUUCCUGACAGGAAAAUCAAAUGUUUACCACUUGAUUAAAAAAAGCUUUGAUUGAAAUGAUUUUGUCUCUAGCCCCUAUCUGUGAUUUUUUUUUUUAACCCAGUGAUUUCAAAGACAUUCGAGUGCCUCAACUCCAUCUCUUUUUUUUUUUCUCGUGUUGGUUUGGCCAAACGUUCGGUUUAGUCAGCAUUUCCAUCAAGGCCUCAAAACUUUGCUUUAGAAACCAAGAGGCGAUGUCCCUGAGACUGGAUGACCAUACGUCCUCUUUUACUCAGACAUGUCCUCUUUUUGGGGGGCUGUACGGCCUAUCCAGCCUUGUCUGGCCUUGUUGAGGGGAGUUUAUAAAAUCCUUUAAAUGUCCAGGGACUUACUGAGUUAGUAGUGUGUGAAAAACACUCGACUCGACCAGAAAAAAUCAAAAUUUACUAUGUGCGACUCCGUGACGCCGCCCCGGGUAGUUGUGUCCUCUUUUUGGGGAUUCAGAAUAUGGUCACCCUACCUAAGACUAAGCCCAUGUAUUACACAGUCUUUGGUUCCAACUCAAUCAGGCGGCCCGUGUACUAAUGAUGAAAACCAAAAGACCAUGAUGCUCAGAAUUGUCUUAAAAUAAUGGGUAAAGUUAGGUGGUCUACACAGACUAAUGAUGCUACCCCCACAUUAGGACACAGCUUAAGUGUGUUAUCUUUCUAGCUCAGUGGGUUACACUUACAAUUUAGCUCACCAGCAGUUUAGGAAAUAGGAGAAGCAUACCCUUGGUUAAUAAAACUUGAAUUCUGGUGUCAAGUUUCUCCAGAUUUUUGUGAACUUGUGACAUGGUCCAACACCUCCCUGUUGUUUUUAGAUGAUGACUUACCCCAAAAAAGUGAAAUGAUAGUAGUAUGUCAGAUGUUGGCCCUCUCAGGAUCUGAGCUGACACAUGUUUUUCUGUUUUCCCAGCUGGUCCAGAUCUUCAAACUAAAAACGAUAACAUCUUGUAAACAGUUUGUCAUUCACCGACUUUCAGAUUGCUUCAGUUCUUAUCGGCCUGACACUUUAGAAGCUGUGACAGGCUUUAUUUUAGUCCAGUCAUAUUCUUCUCUGGCAGCUCUCUCUGCGUGUAGUCGCUCUUGUAUAUAAACAGCUCUCAUCCUCAGUUCUUUUGUGCUCAUGUCUUUGCCUGAGGUGAGGGAGUGUAAGUGUAAUUCAGGCAGCGGGGGGAAUGAGGAAGGGGACUCAAAUCAGUCUGAACAAGAAGAAGGGGAUCUCUUUUCUUUUAUAUUAGCUCAUUUUAACUGCAGUCAGGGUUUUAUGUGGACAGGGGAUGGGUCCAGUGUGUGUAUAUGUGGGUGUUAGUGAGAGGAAGAAGAGGGGGGUGGGGGGUAUAACCCUUCCCUGCUAUUUUAACAGACCCCAGCCCCCCUGAAUGUGGAGAUUGGGGUGGGGGCUGUGAAUUUUCUCUGAGUCAGGGCAAAGCUGAUUGAUCUCUGAGGGUAAAAUCAAUAAGGAGACACUGUCAUUUUUGUAAAGGAUGAGUUGGAAAGAGAAAAUAAAUGAAGACUCCCCAGACUGGGCUGGAUGUGCAACACGCUGAAGCUCUGCUCUCAUUAAUUCGGUGUAGUCGGGUGUUUUGGUAAUGUUGUGUCCACAGCUUCAAUCUCACAGGUGCCUCUCUGUGGCAGCAGCAGGGCCUUUAUUACACUAUGUAUAUUUCAUGCAGACAAAUCAGACACUUGCCCUUGCACCCCCUCCACGUCUUGAUUUCUGAUUAAUCUAUUUUGUUAUUUUCAGAGGUAAAUCACACCAGGGGUUGAUUAAAUCAGGAAUUGAAAGCCAUUGUCUUUCUUGCAUGUCCCUUAUCAGAACUAAUGCACCGGCUGUGGUCAUUUGUCUUGAGUUGUUAUAAGAAAUAAAGACUGGUGCACUUUUCUGUUCCGCAAGAUAUUGCAGGAAGAUUAAUUUACUACUUCUCAUCUCUUAGCUCCCCCGUUUACUGUCUGCAACGUCUCCUGUGAUAUUUUUCACGCUUAGAUAUGCUCUUUUCACUUAUUCAUUCCUGUUUCACCUUGGUCUUCUCAUCUAUUAUAUUACACUUCUUGGUAGCACUGAGAGAAUAUAGUCCUCACGGCCUUAUUAGAUUGAUGGUUGCAGAAAACAUUGCAUAAUAUCAACUUUCAGCGGGCCAUUUUUCACAGUAUGCCCCCAAUGUUUCAUUUGAUCAGUGCUCGUGAUUUGCUUCAUGCUCACAUCUCAAGCUAGUGUCUUUGUUUAUACCCUUGUGCUUUGUGUCAUGUAGGACAUCAUUGUCUGAAGCUGUGUAUGCAUGAGCAGUGUGUGCGUGUGUGUGUGCGUGUGUGUGUGUGUGUGUGUGUGUGUGUGUGUGUGUGUGUGUGUGUGUGUGUGUGUGUGGCUUUUAUCAGCUGGUCUCUAAUGUGUCAGUUGUUGCAAAGGAUCCACUCAUCACGCUGCUGUCUCUGCUGUUCAGCAGGGCCAUUAAGGACACAUCAGGCUAUCAGGAGGCAGCUCUUCAGGACUGGCAGGCAUAAAAUACACCCUUUGGCCUCUCUCUGAAUAAUCUUCAGGUCAGAGGGGCUUGGCACAAAGCUAGGGGGCUUUAGAGAAAGCGCUGUGGGACACAAACCUGACAGACUGGAGCCUUAAACAGUCACACAUCAUAUUUAUGGGUCCGCUUUUUCAGUUUACAGACCCCAUGGUUUUUUUCUCUUUUUUUUUGUCAAGGCAAGACCUGAACAGACAGUGUUUUUCCUGAGUUUCAUGCAUCUUUCAACGUCUGAGGAGCAAGACUAACAAGACCGGAUUUAUCUGAAUGUGAAAAACAAAGCAAAUCAGAAAUACUCAAGAGGUUCAGGGACAUCUGUGUUUUGCAAACCAAAGGCGUAAUUCCUUAAACCAAAGAGGUGAAAGGAGAUAAUUUGUAUGUGAAAUACUCAUUUAAUUCACAUUCACUUAGCAGGUUAUCAAAUUAAAUCAGGGCUGUUAGGCCUGCCACUUGGGCUUUUGGGCCAGGCUUCAUGUGUAAAAUUGGCCAACAAGAGAUUUGGGGGAGCGCUUUGCACGCCCCUGUCACGUCAUCUCUUGGCUCCCCUCAGGAGGCCGAUCCCGGGGUCAGUGCUUGUGGAGAGAUGCCUCUAUGGACUGCCACAGGGCGACAGGACCACAACACCACCUCCAGCUGGGCGACUUAUUACAGCCCUGCUUUUUCUCGCCCCCUCCUCACCUGCCCCAGCCCAUUCACAACAUCAUCAAGCCAUCACAUAUUCAUGAAGCUGGUGGUGGAGUGUGUGUUUGUGAGGGAUGGGUAGUGGUGGUGACUGUGGUGAUGGUGCAGCGGUUAGGAGAGUGCAGUCAGAGAGACUGUAGGGGGGUGAGUCUGCAGGUGGCUGUCACAUCCGUAAUUGCCUCAUACUUCCCUCUGCAGCGUAAAAUUGUUUUCAUUAUGUGUCAUGCACACAGUGCCAGGCAAGGGCCCCUUGAGAGCGUUCCCAAGAGCCAGAGGGAGGAGGCACUCCACUUAAACAGCCGCUUAGCUUCAAAUAAGAAAGGAGAAAAGGAGCAGAGAGAGGAGGUGGAGGAGGAGGAGGACAGGAGAGAGGGAAGGGGUGUGGAAAAAAACAGAGGAAGCUCAUCAUUAACUGUGUUCGAACAACAGCAGACAAGUGUGAGCUCAUGCACAAAAACCCGGGCAGAGCUUAUCCCAAACAUCUCAGUUACUGGGAGGGGGGGAGUUGUAGCGGCUUCAACCACACUGUGAGCUCCUGGAGGGGGCUUCCGUGGGCAGAGGGGGGAGAGAAAGCAAGGAGCGGGGGAAAAGAAAAGGAGAAGAAGUUUCCACCUGACUGGAGUUCCCAUGGUUUGCCAUGCAGGAGGGUAAGCAGGUUUUAGCAAUAAACUCAGGCAUUGUCAGGCAAUAAUGCUCAGUCAGGUCCCUCCAUUGGGAUUCAAGGGUGUCUUUUUCUCUGCUCCCUGCGCUGCACUAAUCACAGGCCUACUUUGUUUAAUUGCAGCAAAAGGGAGAAAAUGUGUUCAAGAAGUCAUCCUAAUCCCUCCCUGCUCCCUCACCGCAGCCCCAGCUCUGCUCCUCCGUAUUCCUCUGCUCCCCACCCCCUCUUUCCUUUUUUAAUGAGUUGUGGAACUUCACAGAGACAACAAACAGCAGAGCCAUGAUAAAUAAAGGACAGAGCAGAGGGGGAGUGGGAAAGGUAAGAGCCUGAGGUGUUGGCUAGUUAUCUAUGAAAAAGAAAACACUUCCGCUGGGUGUAAGCGCCUGCAACAAGUGCCAUUACGGUGUUUCUUGGAUGCUGCUGCUGGUGCACAGGAGGAUCAGAUUGAAAAUAAAUCCUGCUGGUAGCCCGCUGGGCAUGCAGCCUCAGAAUAAUCACUGCUGUAAAAGCAUGUCAAGGCGUUCUCAAUGGACACAAAUUCGCUCCCUCUAUUUUUCAAUUGCAGAUUUAGAAACUUGUGGUGCUGCGCAUUGUAUUUGAUGACUCUGGGGUCACAAGCAUCAGGGGGGCAAGGGAGGGGAUUUAUCAAUCAGGACUCCUCGUCUUUCUAAAGCUGAAUAAAAAGCAACCCAUGAAGACACAAACCAGCUCUUCUUUUAACCAAAGGCCUUUCUUAUUCAUUAGAUCCGGAUUCUGGCUUCUCCCUUUACCUCCUUUUCUGGAGUUCGAGCCAUCGGAGGCGUAGAGAAACGUUCAGUGAGACAAAAUUCAAAACAAUCCUCGCACUAAGGUUCAAGAUGAUGUCAGGCAGUCACCCUCUUAGGUUGAUCAUUAUUCUAAGUUUAUAUUUCGACCAGCUGACACUGUGUUUCAUUAAAUCAAAAUCCUGCAAAGAUUCGAUGAUCCAUUCAAACAUCAGCUCUUAAGAUAUCAGAUGAUUGACAGUUUUUAUUGAAAAUCUAUUGUCGAGUAUAGCCAGUCAUUUUAUGCUGUUCAGUCUUGUUUUUGCUGUCAAUCAUUUUCCUUUUGAGCAGAUUUGAUUGACAAAAGGAAUAUUCAAAUGUCAACAAGUUGUUGAGUAAUCAGAGAGACAAGUGUGAAAUAACUAUGCAUGCAGGAAAUUUGGCGUGAACGCUUUAUGGGAACCAACAGAAAUGUCUCUGAAUCAUUUUAACCGUCAGCUAUCUUUAUCAGCUAUGAAAAUGACACCAAACCCUAUUGGCUGCAUGAACUGCAUAUGCAGUGAGUAUUUGACUAUUAAGUACUCCUUUUGAUUUGUUUUAAUGGAUAGAAAUAAAGCCACAAAGGUCUGCAUUAAUGAAGUUUUAUCAGAUGAAAAACUGAUAAUGAAAAAAUCUGUAUGAGAGCUUUGUAAAGGAAUGUAAGAAACCCUCCUUUAGGCCUAAGUGGAUAAGGGUUUAGAUGAGAAAAUCCACCCUAAGUAAACGACUUCCCAUGUGACCUGGGGCAAGUCACUUAACCUCUGUCUUCAUGCCCACCACCCAAGUUUAAACAAGAGGAUUGCUCAGUUCCAUCCCUAUACACUCCUGAGGACCCUGCACACCAAAUCAUUUAGCUCAGGGUGAAAAGCCCUCCUCACAGAGCUCUCAGAGUAAACAAAUCCACUUUUUUAUAAUGUCCCGACAACACUGCAAAGUCACAUCUAAAGCAAACAUGAAUACAAGGCAGGACAACACUGCCUCUCUCUCUCUCUCUCUCUCUCUCUUUCUUUGAUUUGUCUAAAAAAUGAUUGAAAAUUACCCCAGCACUGGUUUUAAUCCUCUGAACCAAAAGUCAGAAUUUAAUGUGUUCGUAUUUGGAUUUUCUGAGUCUGAUGCUCAUAUUCACAUUGUCUUAGUUUUGCAUUUCUCCCAGUUUGUCCCUUAACCUUUGUGAAUCCACCAGAGACUGUUGCAAGCCAAUGAUCGCCCGUGGUUGCCUGUGAAUGUAGCAUUAUGGCCCAAUCUCUUUCUCCCUCUCUGAAAGACUGUUUAAAUGGUUUGGUUUAUUAUUGGCCGAGGAAGGCUAAAGGCUUCUGUCAGCAUUCGGGGAGAGGGAAUCACUGCCUCUUAACUGGACAGCUGUUCCGGCCUUACCCCACUUUUCAUAUGGAUAUGUAUGUUAAUGACAGGCAAUGGACUGGAGAUGAAGAGGCCUGAGCGCUAGGCCUCUCUUCAGCGCACUUCUAAAGCUGCCACAAAAGGAGCAGUAAAAGAGGCUGCAAUGGUGAAGCUCCCACUUUUGUGCCCUGAAUUAGUUCUGCAAGCAAUGAAAGUGAUCUUUUCUGGACGACCGGGGAAGUCUGCCGAUGGCUGGAUCGGCUCAUUAGCACAAAAGUCUGUUGGGACGUAUAAUUGACUGAUGCAGAUCCCCCGCCUGUCACAACACAGCACAGGCUGUGGGAGAAAGCACAUACAGAAAGACACCUUUCCUCUAAAAUCUCACCUAACAGUUUACAUUACAGCCCCCUCCCUCCCCUGCUUUAGGUGCUGUCAUGUUUACUUCCUUCAUGCUAAUGUUGCAUCCCACUGCCUGCUGAUGGCUGAGAAUCACCGCUUCCUGUGGCUGUCAACACUGUUGAUGUCACCUCUAUUGACUUAACCCAGGAGAAAGAAAAAAAAAACUGAUACCUCAACCUGUGUUUGAUCUGAAAAGGCCUCGAUCUUUGGUGUUUAAGAAUUUCAGAAAAUUAAAUAUUGUGUUUUCAAUGAUUUAAUCCAGAUUAUGAUGCCAAAAAACAACUUCACAAUAUUUGCUAAACUCUGCUGCAUUUCCUGACUGUGCCGGGGCGGUUUGCAGUUGAAAAUCGGAUUUGAUUUACCACGUCUUGUGAGAGUUUCUGCAUAGAAAAAACAUAAAAUCACAAGUUAAUAGCAUGUACAAUUAUCAAACUCAUUUUCCUGGUGUACACCAUGAAUCCUUUUCUCUUUUUAGUCACAUUUGUGGAUAGAGUCUGGAGUAACAAAUAUGCCCAGCACACCAGAAGCCCCUAAUGGCUGCAUCAUGGUUAAAUUGACUGGAAAAUGCUGUUUUAAUUUCCAUGUUAAUUGAAAUGGACUAAUUGUUAAUAUAUUCUGAGAGCAGAGCGCCAAAAUGGAAUAAUUUCCCAGAAAUUUAAUCCAUUUACAAAUGGCUUUGGAGCUGAUCAUAGUUUCACAGUGUUUGUCUAGCCAUGCUGAAAAAUGAAUCAAAGAUGACAAAAUAAUUCAAGUUUUAUAAAGUUCUUGUAACUUUUCUCGCACAGCAGACAUUAAUAGUAUUAUUUUCCGGUUAAAUUCAGAGACUACGACAGUGUAAAGGAGUCCACUUGAAAACAAUUGCCAUUGUUUUUCCAUUUUUAAGCCAAAGAAUUUUGUCAAGCAGCUAAAUAGGGUAUUCUUCAUGGUCUCCCUUCUUCACAAGCAACUAUAGAAAUUAGCCCUACGUUUCUCGGCUCUCACACAUGGAUACACACGCUUGCAUGGACACAAGAAAAAUUUCUUUUCUUCUGUCAGCAUUCCUGGCCAACAAUGGCUAGAUUAGUGGACGUGAGGGCCCCCUCGGGGGCACGCAUUGUGGCACAGAAUACCCUCGGCAGGAACAGCUGGUAGGGGUUAAUGGCUACUGAACCUCUCAGCCGGAGCCCUUUCUCUAUUGUGUGUUCCGCUCAUGGGAAGGAAGGGGGCCGCUGACAGCUUCUGGGGUGUGAGGAACCCUCAGAACAGCACCCGGGUCACCCCAAAUAGGGAGCAGGGGCAGAGGGUGGGGGGAAGGAGUAAGGGGGAGGGGGACCUUGAUGCAGAGGGUGGUAGGAGGGUGGCAAUGGGGAAGUCUCUGUGGACCAGGAACCAAAAAGCUGCACAUCAACACAGCCAGCAGCAGAAUUAGCAUCAGUGUAUAUUCAGCAGGUAACAAUAAGGGCUGGACAAAGGGAGGGGCAACUGUACACAAGAGGGAGGGGUAAAGAUGACAGUGAGGAGAGAAGGAGGGAGGGAGGGAGGGAGGUCUGUGCUGAGGCUGAGUGACAGAGGCUCGUGAGUUUGUGUUUACAUGGAAAAAAAAAAAAGUACAACCAGUGGUGUCAGUUUAGAGACAACUUCAGGUUCCUGUGAGUUUUUUUUAAAUAACACCACAAAAUUAACUCUAAAACAGCAACUUUUGAAAAAACACCUAACCCUGUAAAGGUUAUUUACACUUACGCCAUCCAAACAGUCCAGUGUGAUGAGCCAGACAGUUGGUAUUAGCACUGUGAAAGCCCCCUCUUACAUAAACCAUCUCCCGCUCCACCUUAAUGAUCCUUUUGCCUCAUUUAAGCGAUAGCCCGACGUGAUCUGGGGCUGGGGUCACUCUGCCUGGUCCUUUCUCCUCUCUAAUAGCCCUGUGCAUUAGUAUUCAAAGCUGCAGAUCCACAGGAGCUAACAGUUGUCGGUUGCUGCCUCUUAGCUCUCCCCUCCAGUCUUCCUCAUGUGUGAAUGACCGUGUGUGUGUGUGUGUGUGUGUGUGUGUGUGGCCCGUGUCACCCUGUCUCUUCAACAUCAUGGAGCUUGAGCCUUGCCACCCAGAGGAGCCCCUCUCUGGCCCUGACAGAGGGACCGCACCUCAGAUUAAAUCCCCCCUGCUGGGCAGCGUGGAGAAGCCCCUUCUCCCUGAUCCAUCCGAGCCUCUCACACCAGUGGCCACACUCAUUAGCCGGCUGAUUAUGAUAGUGUGCCGGUGUAAUGUUUAAUCGAGUCUGACACCUGAUUCGCUGUGUUACAAAUCCUGUCAUGCAAAUUGAGCCAUUUGUGUUGUUUGAUAUGGAGAGAUGGGCUAUGAAAUGAAAGAUUAGCCCCUGAAAUGAGACACGGGGGACGUGUGGCCUCUGCUCCUGCCGCUGUGAUUACAAAGAUCAGAACAAGCAUUUUUUUUCCCAUCCCUGCUGGGACAGGACACAUUAAAUUAACAUGGUGGUUUUGUCCCCGCUGGAUUCAGAAAAGCAGCUGAUCACAGAGAGCGUGUCUCAUCUCGGCACAGGAUAAUGGGCCUCUGGGAGCAGCUUCUUGGAAAUCAAAUGUAACAACUGAUGAAAAUAAUUCAAACAUCCUCUUAGGUUUGGCGCCACAUUGGAAGCAAAAUAUGGCAUCUUAUAGGACCCCAUCUGAAUCUGUAUCUACAUGAAAGUGUCAUUUAUGACAUGAAAGAACCAUCUGCCUCUGUUGGGAAGAAUUUCAAUUUCAUUUAAAGACAAAACAAAUUGCUGAUCUGGGCCCUGCGCUGAGUUGAAAUUGUAGGUCGACAUACAGAUGGUGUAGAUUAAAUGUGGUCCAGCACAGCUUGCCAUUUUUCACCGCCCUGUAAUGACACCUGUUUCUAGAAUGGCUCUAGCAAAAUGUGACAGUCUGAACAAGUGGCCUCAAACGCCUCGUGUGGCCUCUCUUAUCAGCCCCUGUACUGUAAACAUUUCAUUUCCUUACCCUGUCAGAAAUGUCUUUGUUGCUGCUUGUUGCUUAGGCUUUUAAUCUGAAAGACAAAGUCAGCCAGACCCCUCCUCUGCUUUCUAUUUGUCUUUCGCUCCCUCCUCCUCUCUCAUCUCCUGUGACAGCGUCGUCUUUCGAGCUACUUAAGUUCAUGUCUCAGUAUUUCUUGCCCUUAAUCGAAGGUGUAAAGGUCCUGUAAAAAUGUUGCUUUAAGUGUCUUGCUAUUUGUCUCUUUGUCAAUCUGAGGUUACACGGCUGAUGUUUAUCUCCAGGUCAACAAUGGAUUACAUUACCACAAACACUGUCUGAUACAUUCAGUCUGGAGGGGACUUUUUUCUUCCCUCCCAAGAGCAUAUUUGUGCAAAUUAAACACUGCGAUGAUUUCAGUGUGUCUGGGCAGGCGGCCAGAGCUUGGCUGAGUUAUUGCAGCAGCACAAACCUUUUAUGUGAGUCAAUUCUGCUCUCAGUGGAAAUCUACCUGUUUUUACAAGUCAUAUCCUCUGAGAAACACCUGUACUGAGCAACAGGCUCAUUGUUUUCCUCUCAGCUACAUCGUAAAGACUGAGAGACGGGGGAGACAACAGCAGGCAGGUUUGCUGAAUCACUCGCGCUUCCUGGCGCCACUCGGCUGACUGAAGAGUUCCUGUCAAAAACACUCCAUCAUGACUGAGAGCCUCUAACUUGUUAGUACCAUUACAUUUAGCUUCACAGGAAACAUAAGCUCAUGUUGGGAGCUGUUACAACUUACCGUCAUUUUGAUGGAUGGCUGCUAAAUUACCGUUUUUAUCAUUUCUCGCUGAGCUAUGUGGGAAAUGAUUUAUCUCUGUGCUGAAUAUUUUGGUAAAUGAGAGCCGAAGAUUGGCAAGAGUUGGUGGAUUUGUGUGCGCAAUUUAAUAUAGAUUUGUUCAAUGUGCAUCCGAUGGGCCAAAUUAGAGCCUCACAAACUCACACUUGACCCUUCAGAAAUAGUAAAAUCUGUUACUUUGUGCACGUUUCACAAAAAAGUGUUUAACGAAUGCAGUAAACAGGCAGAUCAACAAAGACACAAAAUUAAUCAAAAUGGCUAUAAAGUUUUAAUUCAAGAAAAAUCAGGGAAAAAAACUUUUAUGAAAAACAAAUUUAGGAAAACUAUGACUGAAAAGUUUCAAAAUAGUUUUCAGAUUAAAUGAAGCAGUUUGGCAGCGAAUCACUAAGUUAUCACAGGAUCUUAGUUUUUAAGGCUUAUUAUUCAGCCCAUUUCUUUCUUAUGGCCGUUAAGCAUGGACUGCAUGUUUUUUAAUUUAAUUUUUAUUUUUAUGUACUUUCAUUUAGAGGAUAACACUGUGGAUGGAAAGGGAAACCAGGAGAGAGAGCGAAGAGUGACAUUUGGGAAAAGGACCACAAAUAAGAACAGCCUUUAUACAAAAGGGGGCAUGAUUUAUCCAGCCAACAUGAUGCUCAAAAGAAAUGCGGGUUUGAUUAAAAAGGUUUUAAAUGUUUGUGCAGAACUUAAUCAAAAAGGCUCCUUUAAAGCAACAUUGUGCUCAACAACUGAAACAAAAAACCUUCUUCUCUAUGUUUGGAGUUGCUUUGUUUCCACAUAUUUUCCUGGGUCACUUUAAAACAGAAUAGACUGGCCCCUCGGCUGUUUUUAUUUGAAAUCAGGCUCUUCUAUAAGAUAAACUGAAUAGGUCUGUUUAAGUUGAUUGAUGGGUUGUUUUUAGCAUUUUUCCUCUUUAUUGUGAAAGACAAUACACCCCCCCCCCCCUUCUCAGUGAGAAACACAGUGUGACUUAUUUUCGUUUUAAAUUACAGUCAAGCUCGUCUUAUCUGUGUUUUGUUGAGUAUAAAAGAGUGACUUGCUCUUUCCUGUUAAAUAUAAAUGUUACUGUUUUCCAAAACAGCUCAGAAUAUUGUAAAGUUAUUGAUUAGCUGUCAUGUUUUGCGGCUCUUAUUGAUGGUACAAGAAUGUGAAAGUAGCCAGCGACCUGGAUGUAAAGAUCAGGAUUUAUUGCCCAGAAUCUUGUGAACAAUUUUAUCAAAAGCCCAUUCCACUGUGACAUUUUUUUUCUCCCAUAAAUCAGCGAGGGGAAAUCUAUCAGUGGACAGUAGUGAGAGAUAGAUGAGCGGAGGGAUGAGAGGGUCAGCAGAGAUUUUUCACUGGUCCUCCCCAUCACAGCCGCAGUCUCACUUUUUCACCUUUAUGAAUUGGUCUUUUACUGACUGGCUGGGCUUUUAAUUUGUCCCACACACCCAGGAAAAAAAAAACCAGAGCAUUUAGACUUUGCACAUAAGAUAAUGUAUUGAUUGUUAAAGCACUGACUCAUAUUUAGAUAGCACAAACUUUAGACAAAUGGUUCUGGGGAGAUGGAUCAACCCCUAUGUUAUUAAUAUCUCGGAUUAUUCCACUUUGAAGCAGAGAUAUGGAGCAUCAGAGGUCUUAAUACAUGUAAUUUGUAAAACCCACAGUGUAAAUUCAUGAGGCUGCAUGAAAAAGGAAAAUGGACAGAGUAUGUGCAGUGGUCAACACUUUGCAGUACUAACAGAUAAAAUGCUUGGGAUUAUUGGUAAAAAAUGCAUUCUUGUUCUCAGGUACAAAGGAAACAGAUUGCAUUUCUGAAUAUAAGGAGAGAGUAUGUGGGUGUAGCACUGCUGCAAAAAUAAGGGGAAGCAUGCAACAUGGUGCAUAAUUCUGAGUGGGUUGUAGUUUUCUCCACUCUGAGUUAACACAAGGAUGCAUGUUUUAAAUGGUUGCUGAAUGGGAAGAAGAGCACACACAUUUAUUCAAAACUCCUCCAAACUGAGUCUGAUGUUUUCUUUCUGGAAAAACACUGUCUCAUUGACCCUGAAAGUUUUUGUAGUUCCUUUUUUUUUUCUUUUUAUUUGAUGGAUUUAUCUCUUUGUCAUUACUCUCAGUGCUGUGUGUUGGAGUACCAAUAGACCAACCACCCAAUCUGACUUGAUUGAAGGCCCACAUUUGCUAUGCGGCCAUGUAAAGUAGAAGCCCUGAAAUAUCACACUGACCUUGGUGUUCCUCUCUGAUUCAUUUUUCCCUGACACUCCUUCUGAGGAUGGGGUUUCUCAGUGGUUACACAUCCUGCUGAUAUACUUGCACUGUAAUUCUUACUGUAACUCAGUGAUAAAAUACUGUAAAGCAGGAUCACAGAGUAUAUUUGUUUUUGUGUGGGUUAAAGAUGAGCAAAUAUAUUAUGCCUGAAGACACUUAAAGGUUGUAAGUCCAUUUUUGUGUUAUCCUGCAUAAACAGGCGUGUUAAUAGGAUCAUUUGUUAGAAGAAUAAAUAACACUCAGAGUGAUUUUUCCGUGCUGCUGGUUGGGAUUCUGCUCCAAACUCAAGUUUUCAGUAUUUUUGUAGCAGUAGCUAUUUUGGAUGUUUUAUUAUGUACUUGAUGCAAUUGAUGUUUCAGCAACUGAUACACCAUACACUGGAAGUUCUCUGUCCUUAAUCAACCCUUUAAAAUAUAAACAUCAUGGAUUUGGAUGUCACUUGAUUAUUUUAUUUUCCUAAGAAGAUUAGUUAUUGUUAAAAGAUGGACAAAUAAGACCUGAAAAAACUUCAUUUUUGUAGUUAUUUAGCCCUUUAAUGCCUUUUGUGUCAUAUUUGAUACGUACUUUUAUGAUACUUCUAUCAAAUCAAUAUGAUCAACAAAACCCGAAUACAGUCUGAUAAGUGAUAAAAAAAAUGUCUUCUUGUGGUUUAUCAGUUUCCAAAAACAUCUAAUGUAUCAAACGAGAUAAAUAAAUAUAGUUGUUAAAUUUUAGGGACAUUUUGAUUUUUUAUUUGUUUUUCAGUAGUGAAAUAAACAUUUCAGCUCCAAAAAAUUCCAAUCUUCUGGCCAUAAUUUGUGGUUUCAAGCAUUAAAGGGUUAAAAUUGUUUAGAUUUUUAAAACUGAUUUAACAAACACGGAGAGGACAACACUUGCCAAACAAAUAUUAUUAAAUAUUAUUUGUUUGAAAUUACUCCAUAUUUGUCCAAAACUUGAUACUAUGAUACAAUGCAUUAUGAUGAUGCAUUACGAUUCAAUAUGAUACACUCAAUACAAUUCAAAUCAAACCACAUCACACCAUACUUUCACAAUCCAACAUAUAGUGACUCAUGAUUUACAUUAUUAGUUGCUCAAACAGGAAGUAGUUAAUUGUGACUUUACAGUAUUUGGUGGAACACAUAACAUGUAAUAUGAGCAGAUAUGCUUUAACCAUACAUUGCAAACUUUCCCCUGUGUGACUUAUGUGUGAAGAUUUAAACACUGCUGUGUAAUCGUGGUUUUCUCUCUCUUUACUUAGCACCCCCCUGCCCCUCCUCCUCUUAGCCAUCCUGUGAAACAGUUUUGCGGUGAAAAGGCUUCACGGUGUUGUCAGGUGACAUUGUUGGCAUACUUGUUUCCUGUGCCCUCUGGGACAGAAGCAGUGAACACAAGGGAUGAGUGAGCCGCCUAGUGUCGUCUACCUGUCUGAUUUACUGUCCCUCUGUGUUUGAAGUAGGACAGGCGGAAUUCAUUCUGCUCUGCUUCUUUGUGAUCAGUCUUCCCAGAUUACAGCCCAGGUGAGGCCCCUCGCCAUCCACCACAGGAUAUAGGAAGUACCUGUCUGUCAUAGCCCCUGGACGUAGGCCCUGAACUCUCUGUCCUGAAGUCAGCCUGUGUAACAUGUUUCAGUGUGUUAGUUAGACUCAUGCUUAUUCAUGGUAACUUGUGCGAGUGUUGGCUAACUUUAGAGCUUAAAGCUGUAGUGUUUUCACAUUCCUCCAUAGGACGCCGUAUGCAUGUAGUGUGAGAGUAGCCUGCGGCGAUUGCACUGUGGUGUUUUAACCUGUUGUGCAUCCAGACAACCCAGUGUGAGCCUGGCGUCAGCAAUGUUUUCAUUGUCAGACCUGUUCAACACGUGGUAACACAAGCCAAUACUUGAAAUGCAGGGGUUUGGUUUUUGCUCUUUUUUGACAACAAACAGCAACAAUCUCCGCAGCUGACGAUAGACUGGUCUUGGGUAAAUGUCAGCACGCUGGCUAUGUUUGGUACUGUCAUAAUGAUGUGAGUUUGAACCUGAAAAAACAUUUUUUUUUAUUCCAAGCAUCGAUUUCAGUCACCUUAUAGGCCUCACAGACUAUAUAACACUGUUUCCAUACCCAUCAAAACUGCCCUCAUGUUUGCAGAGCGUAAGGACGUGCUAAAUAUUUAUAUAUUUUCCAAUUCUUCACUCUUCCCUUCUAAUCAGCCACCAGAGUAUCUGAGAUUCAGGACAGAGCGAGGCUGUUACGGUGUGUCUGAUUAGAGUCAAUCAACAGGGGGGUGAAACCAACAUUUCCUUCAAAACAACCACACACAGGUCCAGAAUUUGUCCUCUCACCACAUCAGCUAAUGGCAAAGCCAAAAAUGUGCAUAGACCAAAUGACAGCCUGAUUGUGAGCAGCACGCUCAUGUGGAAAUGGGAUGCUGAUUUGGUGCAGUUAGAGGGGAUCCAGAGAGGGACAAGGCAGAAUAUAAUCAGCACCUCUAAAAGUUCAACACCACACCAGAAUCAAAGAGAUUGAUUGGGGGAGAUUUUGUAAGGUAGCUGAUAUAUCCUAAGAACAAACACAAGAUGCCUUUAAGGUGACAUUUUUUCACCCAGCACAAUCAGAGUGUUGAAUCAACAAUGUUUUGUAUGAUUGAGAUGUGAAAUUGAGACUCUGGCUGAAGUUGAUAUUCAGAUUUGAGUGCACCAGGUGCAUAGUGUGAAAUUCAGUCCCAAUGAUGGGUACAUCUUGCAGAACCAAUAAAAAGAAUGACAUUUUGAUAGCUUAAUUAGGCUAUUGUGAAGAUUGAUAAGGUGUUUUAAUUUUUCGUUUUGUUAUACUUUUCUUUAUUGCCUCAAAUAUUUUCAUUUGCACUGACUUUUGAGGUUUUUUUUGCUCUGUCAGCAUAAAAAGGAUAACUAAACUAAAACAAAAAUGCAGCCCUCUUUUCUCCACCCUGAAUUGGCUGUUUUUACCUAUAUCAGUGUUUUAUAUCUGUCUGACCUCUGAGAAUGCGGGCUUUGGAGAUUAUUUGCAGAUUGUAAAAUGUAUUUUGAUAACACGGCUUGAUUAUGUUGUCAAAUGAUAUUUGAAAACCUGUGAUUUUCUAACACUGACGCACAGUAAACUAUAGGCUGUUGAUUUGUGUCAUCUUGACUCCACCAAGUCUCCAGCUAAACCAUUUAAAAUUUACUUUUGGAUGAUAUAUUUGCUAAAACAUUGCUACCUUUAUUUUUUUUUAAACAUCUUUGUUCAGUCUCAUAAAUCUGAUCAGUUUCUUCUUAAAUCAAUCAGUUGAAUUAAACCAUAUUAAAUUUAUUGUACCCCACAAUGAGAGUAGCAAUAUUGUCCUAUUGACCGUGAUGAGGUCAAAGGUCAAAUUGACAGUAACAGAUAAGAUUUCAGAUGCAAAAACAGCCUUUUAUUUGACAAUAAAGUGAAUGACUGCUGUGAAAUAAACAUCACUACAGGGAUGUACAUUAGCAUGUGUCAGAUAAGAGACUUUCAAGUGUCUUUGCUGAACUAAAUAAGAACCAUUGAUCAUUUAGCAUCUCAAUGGCCACCUUAACUCUCAAAGCUGUCAUUGUUUUUAUUUAAGGCUCAGGCCUUUGCUGCUGCUGCUAUCAGAUGAGUUUCCCAUUGAGGAGGAAAUCAGAAGAAACCAACAUCUAAGUAAAGAUGAGAGGCUGCUGAGAGUGGAGGGCUCAAAUGAGCUGUUUUUGUCUUGCGUCACUGUAGAGUCACUUCAAUGCAUCACUUCAAGGGAAGACAAGGUAACAGGGUGAGCUCUUACAUAAGAAAGAUCAUGAAUAUUGUUUGCUUUUUAAGAUGACUCCCUCCUCUCAAUUUAUCCCCGUAUAUCUAAUAUCUGCCCCUGGCUGACUGACACUUGGUAAUGAAGUCUUGGCAUGACAUCGUUUUUUUCAAAAAGAAAUUUCGGAAAGGCUGAUAAUUGGAAUGUAAAAAAAUCGCUUUAUCUACCCCUUGACUCUUAGCUUUCAAAAUAAAUGUUCAUUUUGCUCUCUAAGAGCGUAGCUUUUUUCGAGAAAGGUUUACAAUCUCUAAGACACCUAAAAAGUAAGUUUAAGUGAGGUCAAUAUAGGUUUUGGUUUCAUUUUGCUGAAUGUAAAAUGCUGAUUCUUUUUUAUUUUACAUAAAUAAAAUGUUAAUGGCUAAUGGUUUGAUUUUUGUUUUUAACUGUAUAAUAUAUUUUUUCUUCUUCUAUCUAUCAGUGUGGUCUGAUCGUCAUUAUCCGCUGCUCCAAGUGUGCCUGA